Messenger RNA from Racocetra persica, 294 nucleotides. The record is from the annotation of a GenBank genome assembly. Lineage: Eukaryota; Fungi; Glomeromycota; Glomeromycetes; Diversisporales; Gigasporaceae.
GAAAAAGAAGCAUUAAUAAAUUCAUCGGAAUUUGCCGAGUUCUUUGAAAAUUCUGCCAAACUCGUUCAAGAAGUUCUUAAUGAUCGUUAUGACCUUUUGAUAGAUUAUAGUCUUAUUGAAGACGAAGAAAGCAAACAUCGAUCUGUUACUGACGUUAAUUUUUCAAAGAAGACUCCUGAACGUGUUGUUGCUUCAUAUAAUAAAAAUUCAUUUGCAAAAUAUGAACCGGAUGGUAUUGUUUUGGUAUGGAAUUUACGCCAAUCUGAACGUCCAGAAUUUGUUCUUCAUUCCCAG